AUGCCUGAGUCGGGGCUGAGCGCCGAGCCUGUAAAAGACGCGCAAAUAGAGCAGGGCGCGGGGCAAGGCGAGACGCUUGCGUUGCUGCAUACAAACUUGACGACUUUGGAAACGAAUAUUCUCCCCGCACUCGCACGCGCCGGCGAUGCUUUUUUCGAGCGCAUGUACGUAUACAGCCUUGCUCACGACAGCACCUAUACGCUAGCGAACCCUGCUGACGGGGAUAUGGCGAGCGCAUCACUAGAACGACUGGAUGCGCAAUUAAAUGUUGUGCAAACUUUUCUAGCAAGUACGGGCUUGGCCGGCAUGCCGCUUGGCGCGCCAUGCCCGGAUGCCGAGGCUGUACGUACACUCUCACAUCGCGUAUUUGAGCAGCGCGCACGCUUGAACGAUGCAUCUGCUAUGGUAGCUAGUAUUUUGACAUCGGAAGAGUAG
Molecule: messenger RNA, 435 nt
Organism: Malassezia vespertilionis
Lineage: Eukaryota; Fungi; Basidiomycota; Malasseziomycetes; Malasseziales; Malasseziaceae
Exons: 1
Coding region: 1-435 (144 amino acids)
Source: RefSeq, a predicted model, not a curated record